This is a messenger RNA of Hydatigera taeniaeformis, 1869 nucleotides long. NCBI's taxonomy places the organism in Eukaryota, Metazoa, Platyhelminthes, Cestoda, Cyclophyllidea, Taeniidae. The record is from the annotation of a GenBank genome assembly.
AUGUCUGCAGCAGCGGAUAGAAAAGCUGAAUUGGAGUUAAAAAAAGAGAGAUUGCGUGCGCUUCGCGAAGAGAAACUCAAGAGGGAGGAAUUAAGGCGUCAGGGUCUCAGUGGUAUUUCUAACACUUCUUCGUCAGCUGAUUUGCGUGGUGAAGCUGAUGCUCUUCUGAAAAACUUGGGGAUCGACUCAUUAAAGGAGCCAAUCUCCUCGGAAGCGGACGCGGAUUCAAUUGGAACUUCCGAAGAAGCAACCAAGCCUCUUCUAGCUGUCAAGAGACCCAAGAAGUUGCAGUAUUGUUUCGUAUCCGAAUUCGACGUUCAGCCACAUCCACGUGACAGUUAUGCCAAAGAAACCCAAACUGUGGAAAUCAAUGUCAACCGGGAUCUUCUUACCUACGAUGAUUCCCCGAUGGAUAACGACGGUCAAUUGAUUGGGAGUCCUUAUGAUGACGAUAGAUCCGAUGCGAAGAUGCUAAAAAGCGUCCAUGGUGAAAUCCCUAAACAAAGUGCUCCGAUACCUAAAGAAGAACUUCAAGAGUCCGCUCUUGUUGAGCUGACUGAGGAACAGAAACAACAGAUGCUCCUGUCGGAAGGAUUCCGCAAUUUCUUUGAUAGAUCUGCUCGAAUUGUUGAAAGAGCGCUAUGCGAGAGGGAUCAGUUCUUUCAGAACUACGCUGAUACCAAUUCAAAGGAAGAAUCGCAAGAGGAGCUACUCCCACAUAUCCUGGACCUCUACGCGGAGCGCUGGAACAGUAGGCGUGCCGUGGUGGAUUUGGAUUGGUCGCCGGUCUUUCCCGAGCUUUUAUUGGCCGCCUACAGUGCCAAUGAGGAGGCAGUGAAAGAGCCAGCGGGAUGUUGCAUGGUAUGGAAUCUCAAGUUUCCCACUCGUGGCUCACCCGAGUUCAGCUUUCACUGCAAUGAGCCUAUCACCGCCGCCGCCAUGGUCCGCUUCCAUCCUAAUCUCGUUAUUGGUGGAACCUACUCCGGUCAGGUUGUGCUCUGGGAUAGUCGAUCAAAUAAGCGUACUCCGGUGCAACGAAGCACUUUUACUACAUUGGCGCACACGCAACCAGUCAACUCAGUGCAGGUGAUCGGUUCACAGAACGCCCACAAUGCCAUCACUCUGAGCUCGGAUGGCACCAUGUGCUCGUGGAGCCUAGAUAUGUUGGGCGCCCCACGGGAGCACAUUCGAAUCUGCGAAAGUCCCUCCACUCCAGGGAGCAUCUUUGACCUUUAUCCCACCUGUAUGGCAUUCUUCUCCGGCGAUCAAAACAACUUUGUCGUCGGCACGGAGAGUGGCAGCAUCUACACUGAUCAACGUCACUCAAGCCGGUCCGUCUCGAUGGAAAGUCAUGGUGGACGCCGACUACUGCCCUUUAGAGGGCACUCGACAGUAGUGACUGGUAUUGCAACCCAUCCCAGUUUCUGCGCCAUCUCAUUCUCCCAUAUAUUCCUCUCUUCCUCGCUGGACUGGACUGUUCGGCUGUGGUCGGUUCGGGAUCAUCAUACCCCGCUUCACACCUUUGAUGACUACUCGGAGUGUGUCUAUGGUGUGGACUGGAGUCCCAUCCAUCCUGCUCUUUUUGUUGCUGUUGACGGCAGCGGUCGACUGGACGUUUGGAAUCUGAUUGAUGACAUUGAGGUCCCAACUGCGAGGUGGCUGAACAAGAAGCAGUGGGCAAUGAACAAAGUUAAGUGGGAUACCACUGGACAAUACAUCGCCGCUGGUGAUGACGAAGGUCACGUUCACAUAUGCGCAGUUGCUGGGCGGUUAGCGGUCCCCGGGGCGGAGGAUGCGACGCGGUUGGCUCAAGUCUUUGCUAGACUCAAAUCAGCCUCUGUUGCAUCCAGCCAGAGUGGUCUUCUCUAG